AUGGUUGAUAGACAGGCUACAAGCAGUGCACAUCCACCACUAGGUCUACAAUGGCGAUCCAAUACCUUCUUCAUCGUCCUGACAGUGGGUAUGGGAGCAUUCGUUGACUUCUUCCUAUACGCCCUCCUUGUGCCCGUCCUGCCAUUCAUGUUGAAGGACCGGGUUGGUGUACCUGACGACCACAUACAAACCACCAUCUCGAAUUUGCUGGCAAUCUACGCGGCGGCGUCUGUCAUAAUGUCACCAAUAGCAGGCUUCCUUGCCGACAAGUUUUCUUCCAGCCGCCAAUUGCCAUUUGUAUGUGGCUUGAUUCUGUUGCUACUUGCAACGGUUCUACUAGCUGUAGGGCAGAGUAUUGCGGUCCUUGCAAUUGCGAGAUUUCUGCAAGGCGCUUCAGGAGGGGUGGUAUGGACUAUUGGCAUGGCUAUCAGUAUGUUUUCCUCACAAAUUGGUAAUAUAUGCUUAUACUAA
Molecule: messenger RNA, 471 nt
Organism: Plenodomus lingam JN3
Lineage: Eukaryota; Fungi; Ascomycota; Dothideomycetes; Pleosporales; Leptosphaeriaceae
Source: RefSeq, a predicted model, not a curated record